Molecule: messenger RNA, 2403 nt
Organism: Labeo rohita (rohu)
Lineage: Eukaryota; Metazoa; Chordata; Actinopteri; Cypriniformes; Cyprinidae
Gene: xkr7a
Product: XK related 7a
Exons: 3
Coding region: 30-1715 (561 amino acids)
Biological process (GO): apoptotic process involved in development; engulfment of apoptotic cell; phosphatidylserine exposure on apoptotic cell surface
Cellular component (GO): plasma membrane
Source: RefSeq, a predicted model, not a curated record
UCCAUCUACUCUCUUUUUCUACAACAAACAUGGCCGCGAAAUCAGACGGUACAGCCGUUUCUUUGCAGAAUGACAUUCCGCCGACGUGCCUCCCCGGGCUGGAGAAGCGCUCGCCCCAGUGGCGUCCCGUCGGGAGGGAGUAUUCGCUCCUGGACUGCUGCUGGACCCUCUGCGCCCUCUUGGUCUUUUUCUCGGACGGGGCUUCAGACCUGUGGCUGGCUGCCGACUACUAUCUCAGGCGGAACUACUGGUGGUUCGCUUUAACACUCGUUUUUAUCAUCAUUCCGUCUGUGGUGGUGCAGGUGCUCAGCUUCCGAUGGUUCGCGUACGACUACUCGGACGCCAACGGGAGCGGCACGGCUGCGGCUGCCAUGGUAGCGGCGUCCAAUGCGGAGAGUCACUUCAGCACCAAGGACAGCGAUCAGCGGGGCGCUGGCCGCUCCGCUGCGGUCACCGGAACCCGGAGCAGCGCUGAGAGCUGCUGCAGAGCCUGUGUGUGGCUCUUCCAAAGCGUCGUGCACGUUCUUCAGCUGGCACAGGUCUGGAGGUAUGUCCAUGCCUUAUAUCUGGGCGUGCAAAGCCGCUGGCGCGGGGACCACGAGCACAAACACUUCUACUGGCGUACGAUGUUCGAAAACGCUGACAUCAGCAUGCUGAGGUUGCUUGAGACCUUCCUGAAGAGCGCACCUCAGCUCGUUCUGCAACUCAGCAUUAUGGUCCAGGCCGGACAAGUCCUCCCUUUGCAGGGUCUGUCUGCGUCAGCCUCUUUAGUGUCUCUGGGCUGGAUGAUGGCGUCUUAUCAGAAGGCAUUACGGGACUCUCGUGACGACAAGCUCCCCAUGUCAUAUAAAGCAGUGGUGGUGCACAUGCUGUGGCACCUGUUCACAGUGGGAGCCCGCGCUAUGGCCUUUGCCCUCUUCGUUUCCAUUUUCCAGCUCUACUUUGGCAUUUUCAUAGUGGCCCACUGGUGUGCCAUGACCUUCUGGAUCAUCCAAGGCGAGACAGACUUCUGCAUGUCCAAGUGGGAGGAAAUCAUCUACAACAUGAUGGUGGGCAUCGUAUACAUAUUCUGCUGGUUCAGCGUGCGUGAGGGCCCCACACGCUGCCGUCUGCUGCUUUACAGCCUCAUAAUCCUAGGAGAAAAUGUGGCCCUCACUGCCGUGUGGUACAUAUAUCGCAGCCCGCCCACUUCGGACUUUUACGCCGUUGUGGUGGUGUGCGUAGUGGCCUGUAGCUAUGCCCUGGGCACAUUUUUUAUGUUCAUCUACUACUGCCUGUUGCACCCCGACGGCCCUGUAUCUGGAGCCUAUAUUGGGUGUUGCGAUGUCCAGGUGGGUGCUGUUUCAGAUCCUUGUGUCUCAUCGCCCACCUCUGCUCCUCCUCCUCUGGAUGCGGUGAGCAGCCCGCCGCGGACUCUGCAGAGGACUAAAGGUGGAGAGUCAGUACCAGGAGGAGACGUUGGAGAAGUGUUUAAAAUGAGGACCCUUAAGGCCUCGCGCACCACCGCGCCUCGGAUCGCCCCAAGGACAGAAGGGCCGGUAAUUCGCAUUGACCUUCCCAGGAAGCAGUACCCAGCCUGGGACGCCCACUUCAUUGAUCGCAGGCUGCGAAAGACCAUUUUGGUACUGGAAGCUGCCGCUCCGGUCACACCGAGGAUCCAGUACCGCUGUCUAGGCACACCGAAGGAAGUGAUGGAAUAUGAGACGACAGUCUGACACAUUUUACCCUCUCCAGAUUAAAAAUGUAAUGCGUUAGUGUGCAGAAAAGUCAGUUCUGUCCAGCUUUAUUUGAUGAAGAGGACGAGUCAGAUCUCCACAUGACCCCUUAUUGACUCUUGCCAUCUGUGAAAGCACAUGAUGCACUACUGUCUAGAAAAGAGCCACCCUGUGGUGACAUUAGACAUUACUACAGGUUAUUGGGUUAGGAGGCCAGGCAGGGGUCUGACCAAAUUAAUGAAAGAAAGCAGUAAGGCCACAGUAAAUCUACAGUUAAGGUCAAAAUUUACAUCAACCUUUCAGAAUCUGCAAAAUGUUCAUUAUUUUACCAAAAUAAGAGGGAUCAUACAAAAUGCAUGUUAUUUUUUAUUUAGUACUCAUUUAGACCUGAGUGAGAUAUUUCACAUAAAACAUGUUUACAUAUAGUCCACAAGAGAAAAUAAUAGUUGAAUUGAUAAAAAAUGACCCUGUUCAAAAGUUUUUGUGUUGUUACCUGAAUGAUCCACAGCUGUGUUUUUUUUUGUUUACUGAUAGUUGUUCAUGAGUCCCUUGUUUGUCCUGAACAGUUAAACUGCCCGCUCGUCUUCAGAAAAACCCUUCAGGUCCCACAAAUUCUUAGGUUUUCCAGCCUUUUUGUGUGUUUGAUCCCUUUCAAACAAUGAGUGUAUGAUUUUGAGAUCCAUCUUUU